CGUAUUUACUUUACUUAUUUACUAAACUAAAAUCAAUGUUAGCCUAGCGAUGCAUGAUGCUCGGGCUUGAAUUAGGUCCCGUCUCUGACUUGUUAUUGGAAAAACAUCGAUGUUGAUAAAAUCUUUUUAUUAUAGUGAUCGAUGCGACAGGCCGAAUAUUAUAGUGAAUCGUCGAUUCUGUUGUACAUCGGAAUAAUAAUUGUAAUUUUGUUUGUAAACGCUGAGAAUAAGUUUAUUAGAUUAAUGUUAACUGUGACUGUGAGGCUCAGUUGAUCGUACCAAAUACCAAAUAAUAUAUAGAUUAUGUACCUAUUUUCUUUGGAGCCUUAGGGCCACCUCAGGGCAGUCUAUGGUUUUUGGGUUUUACCGUGUUAAAAACAUUAGUGAAUCUGGACAAAAUAAACUGUUCUACGAUUUUCUUUAAAAAAUUAUCAGUAUGUCCAGCGCAAGAACAAACCGUUUAACUCGUGAGAUCAAAAGCUUAGAAGAUAAUCCGCCAUGGGGCAUAAUUUGUAAACCAGUAAAAGCUGAUGUCCUGGACGAGUUACGCGUCAAAAUGCUCGGCCCCAAAAGCUCGCCGUACGAAAAGGGCAAGUUUGAGCUCGUUAUCAAUGUACCGGAUAAAUAUCCCUUCGAACCGCCGCAAGUGAAGUUCAUAACGUCAGUGUACCAUCCAAAUAUUGACAAAGGUGGCAGAAUCUGUAUGAACAUGCUAAAGAUGCCCACAAAGGGGUCCAGCGGCUGGCAGCCAACGAUAACGAUUGAGACCCUUCUCAUCUCUAUACAAUCACUCUUGGCAAACCCCAACCCAGAUGAUCCCCUCAUGCUAGACAUAGCAUAUGAAUAUAAAUAUGACAUUGAGCAAUUCAUGUUUAAUGCUACUAAGCACACUGAGAAGCAUGCAGUAUGAAUUAGAGGAAAUAUGGUUUAAAUAAUUGCCUGUAAUCUUGAUUGUUAUAAGACAGUAUUAGUCAAUCUAAUCGAAAAUAUAGGUUGUAGACUGAAUUAAGUAGUGGCUAUCCUUUUUCUCCCUUUACUAUGAAAAUGGCAUUACUAACCUUUUUAUUUAGGGAUUAGUUGGAUUUUGACUUGGGUCAUUAGCAAUCAAGGUUGGUCCAAUUAAUGGACUCUGAUUUGUUGUUGAAUAUUAAUCUCAAACCAAACAUACUACACUAGUGUGAGUACACACUGGGUGCUCAAAUUGGUGCAUACUUAUGUACCACUAAAAUGGCAAGAAGUGGAUACACCAUUUCCACUACUAAGAGUGUUAUGGUUUAACUACUUUAAAAAAUAGAAAAGUUAUGUUUGUCAUUCCAGAAGUUAUGUUUGUCAUUCCAGAUGUCUUGUGUCCUAGUCAUUGUAAUUAAAAAUCUGCUAUUUAGUAUUAAGAAUUUUCCAUUGAUACUCAGAUGUUUUAAUUAUUACAAGCUUGUCUCCGCCAUACCAUGUAACAAUAGUGGAGUAAAUUGUACCCAGUUGGUACAAACAUGUGCCAUAAAAUUAAAACAAGCGUAUCGUUAAGGAUAAUAAUUGAAUGAAGCUGAAAAAGUGCUGUGAAAAAAAAUUAAGUUGAAUUUUCGAAUUUGGGUAGAAUAUUGAUACUUACAAAUUGUUAGAUAAUUUCUAUUUGGUACAGAACGAUUGCUGACUUUUUUCGUCAGCUUCUUAGUAGAAUCUGCCUUUCCUAAACAGUGGUAAAAGAACAAACUUUUGAAAUUUCCAUGUCUUAUAAAAAAUUUAACUUUUGAAUUUAAUUAUGAUAUUUGAGCAUUAUGACAGAAUCUUUGUUUGUUAGCUUUAUGUAAAUAGCUUGCAUGUUAAUAAAUAUAAGCCGUAAAUACUGUUUCUUUUGCCAAUUCUGCUGAACUUCAUUUCCAUAGCAACAUUUCACCAAUCUGGCUCCUUUCGUGCGUUCUCCAUUCGCUAAACAUUUGCGAAGGACCUUGUUUAGUAUAAGUAUUAUAAGCUUCUGAGUGUAAAGUGAUUGAUUUUCUAUCCAUACUUAUUUGAUAUGAAAGCUACGUGUUCACAGUACAUCUGUUGACGGUACUGUUUCCCAGUAUUGUAAAUACAUGGUGCUCCUUGUAAAAUAAAAAAACAGGAUUACAGAAUUUGCAACUCAAAAACAAAUACAGUUUGGUACAUUUUGCUUUGAAGUUACAAUGUUUCGAUAUUCGAUUAUGGCUUUACAACUGCAAGCGUUCAAAACUUAUACUAAGCAUACGUUUUU
Molecule: messenger RNA, 2230 nt
Organism: Pararge aegeria (speckled wood butterfly)
Lineage: Eukaryota; Metazoa; Arthropoda; Insecta; Lepidoptera; Nymphalidae
Product: ubiquitin-conjugating enzyme E2 T-like
Exons: 2
Coding region: 437-910 (157 amino acids)
Source: RefSeq, a predicted model, not a curated record